CACUCAUUCUGUAGAUGCUGUUGAAACGUGUGUGGUUCCAUGUGUGGUGUCUUUAAUUGUAGCACCUGCUGUUUCCACAGCUCACACUUUCUCUGAGUCCUGCUCUGUGUCCACAGGAACCGUUGCUAUUUUGGUUUCAGGGAUAAUUAUGUCUUCAUAUCAAGGGGAUAGACCAUCCCAAAUAUCUUCUCCCAGUAAUGGCUCUUUCUAUUCUCAGCUUCCUGAUUAGUCUGUUACAGUCAUGCAGUUCUCAAGGAUUAGAUAGAAUAUAUAGUGUGUAUAUAUAGAAUACAGACAGUAUAUGUAUAUGUGUAUAUACACACACACAUAUAUUUUCUUUAUUAUUUGGCUAGGUCAGUUUGUUAAAUUAAGAGUUUUGCCACAUAAGAACAGAGCACAUUCAUUCCUAUUUAGCAGAUGCAGCAAGUGUGUUUUUUCUUGCAUUGCAUAAAGUUUGAUAUUCAAAAUCCAAGAUGGCCGCCUUGACAACAGGCAUUUCAAACAAACAAACGCAGCGGAGUACUGUAUUCACUUUCAUACGUACGAAUUCCAUUUAAUUAAAAUCUGUCUAUUACCAAAAAUACGUAAGGGAUAUAUCUCUUUUUUUUUGUUUGUUACUUCUUACCCGGUUAUCCGUGUGGCGAUGAAACGCCGGAUGCCCUCAUGAAAUCCCAAAUUGAUUUCAAUUGAUAAUAUAGUGCACUAUUUAGGGUGCAUAGGCCAAUAGAACAUGCUGUACGUAGUGCGCUUAUGUAGGGAGUAAGGAGCAUUUUGAGAUUCCGCAGUAGCAUUUGCUAUCACUAACCUAGAGUUUUUUUGUAUGGGGUGACAGACGUUUUUCACUAAGCGCCGUCAGAAAAGAGCAUUAAAGCCAAAGUAAAUAAAUAAAUAAAAAGAGAAAGUGCUUAUUAAGAGAGUGUAAAUGCAGCGCUCUGAGGAAAGCAUGGCUGUGGCGGAUACAGCAGACUUCCUACGAAAAGCUGAACACCUGAGAAAGCUGGUUGAUAAACAUGACAAAGAAAGAGCAAUGAAUAAACACAGAAGGAGGAAUGGCCUCAGAGAAUGCUUCUGUGAAUUAGACGAGUUUGAGAACAAGCUGAACAUGGACCUUAAGGCUGAAAUUCUGAGAGUGCAGCAACAACUACAAAAAAUCAGAAAUGGUGUGUACAGAUUCCAGGGGCAGCUGAUGGAUGUGAAGCCAUCUCCCAAUUUGAUAGAAAAACUGAAAGACAUCAUGAGUGAGAUUGAAAACUCCAUCAACACAUUCAAAGAACAACAACAUAAAAGUUUUGAGGAGCUCUUGCAGGAGGAAAGGACUUGUUGGCAAGAGAUAUGUGCCUUUGAAAGGAAGAUUGACUCUUGGGCACUGGCUGUGAAGAAGGACACUGAGUUUCCCCUAGUUCAGAAAACCAAGCAUGGCAUGGCCACAAAAAGGAGACAGGAGUUUCCGAUAGAGGUGAUGGCUCUGGAAACAUUCCUGCAGCAGACAGGAGGGAAACUGGGCGGCUGGGACCAAUAUGACCAUCAAAGCUUCCUAAAAGUGUGGACCAAGCACCGUGGAAAACCCUCCUACAGGUCUGAGGUUAAACUUUACUUACCAGGCAAGACUGAGGAGGAUAUAAGAUUGCACGAGGACUGGUAUCUAGAAAUGUGCCGUCUCCAGGAAAAGAAGAAAGAGGCUAUUCAGAAAUGGAGGUCAGAAAGGCAGAGAGAACGGGAAGCUCGUGUGCAGCGUGAACACCAGGCUGGAGAGGUUGAGAGAAAGGAGCAAGAAGUCAUUCUAGCGGAAGCCCAGCGUCUCAAGCAGGAAGAGGAGCGCAGGGAGGUGGCACUCCGUCUGGAGGCCUGGAGGGAGCAGCAGAGGCAGAAGCAGGAGCAGGAGGAGGAGCAGAGACUCAGGGAAGAGGUGCUGCGGAGCAAAAGACUAAAGGAGGAAAGGCGGAGGCAGCUGGAGGUCAAACUCGCCGUGGAGGCCCACAUCAGGGAGAGGAAAGAAGAGGAGGAGCUGAGAAUGCUGAUGAAGGAAGAGCAGGAGCGAGUGGAGGUGGAGGAGAGGAGGAGACUGGCUGCUGAAGGCAUCAAACGUUUUCAAGAGAGGGAUCUACACAAGUUAGAGACAAAACUGCAGGAAAAGCAGACUAAAGAGGAGGAGGAGUUGGAACGGCUGAAGAAGCAGGCUAAAAUAAAAGAGAAGGUUGAAAGUCACAUUAGCCGAGAUCCUUCAAGACUCUGGAAACCAACCAAAGGAUGGGAAGAACGCACCAAAGAGAUUGGGCCAACAGGAGGUGGACCUGUUUAUCACAUGUUUCAUAGGGCAAUACCGACAUGGAGACAAGGCCUUUAAACCGGGACUCAGUCUUCACAGAGCAUCCAGACAUGCACAAGAAUGUAAUGAACUAUUGCUGCUUAUAAGUGAAACGAUUCUGAUUCUGAUAAAGGAAAAAUAAUGUCCAUGUUAUUUGUUUUAAAUACCAUUUACUUGAGAUUUGUUUUUUUUUAAUGUAGUUAAUUAUAUAUACUGGUCACUACUGUUAGUUAUACCAUAAGCACAUAGGUUCAGUAGCUUUUUAAUGUGUAGUGUGUUUAAUUUAAAAAAAAAAAAAAAAAAACUUGAAAGCUUAACUCCUGGUUUUAUGCAGAAAUUCUCUUAUGACCAACUUUUCAAUUUAUAAUUUUUGCACCUGCAUUUAAUAGGAUAAAAUAAAAAUGCUCCAGAUAACAUCAGAAGUUGUUGCUCUCUCUGCUUUCCAACUGGUUUCCAGUGUUUGACAUCACCAGUAUCGCUAAUUCCCAAUCACACUCCUGAAUAUGAAAGAAAUCAAAGAUUUCAGAAUACACUUAUUCCUUAGAAAGAGCGUGACAAAAUAGUUCUUGCCCAGUAUUUCGUGUAAUAUUGCUUAAUAAUAUAUAUUUAGUAUUACUAUUUAAUAUUUAAUAUCUAUCUAGCUUAAUAAUAAUAAUAUCUUUUCAUUCCUUGUGUAAUUAUGCUCUUAAUUCCUCAUUACUAGAACAUUGGAAAUUUGACAGAUAUACAACUUUAAUAAUAUGAAAUUGGAAUUUUAGGUAGAUAGUAGCUUUAAACACAGAAUCAGAAUACCAUCUUAAAAUAAAAACCUAUAAAUAUUUACAUUUUAUUCAGGAUUGUUCUCUUAGCUGUUAUACUUUUCCAAAUACAUCAGUGACAGAAAUCCUUAUGUAGGUUCCCAUUGUGUCAUGAUAACCCCAUUUAUGAUUUCUGAUUACUAGGAAAUAAGUAUUUAAUACUCUGAUGAACUCUUUACUGAGUAAAAAGUGGCAUUUAAGAUAAAAUUCCUUGCUUGUGUAACACAUUGUUUCAAUAAAGCACUGUGUAGUUGUAA
Pangasianodon hypophthalmus (striped catfish) is the source of this 3359-nucleotide messenger RNA. Its product is annotated as coiled-coil domain-containing protein 112. The record is from RefSeq and is a predicted model, not a curated record. NCBI's taxonomy places the organism in Eukaryota, Metazoa, Chordata, Actinopteri, Siluriformes, Pangasiidae. The transcript has 9 exons. The coding region runs from base 923 to 2344 and encodes 473 amino acids.